UAAAACAUACAAUGAAACCCAAGUUUGCAUUAUUAGUGCCACUAAUUGUAUGCUUACUAUCGAUCGAUACAAUCGAUGCCUUAAUCCGCGUAUCGUUGCAUAAAUUCAAGUCUAUUCGCAACAAAUUGAAUGAAAACGGUAUCGAUAUUAAGGAUGUGUUGCCAGAGAGUGACGAACACAGGACUACAGGAGAGGCCAUAGCUGUGCGGCUCAGGAAUUAUAUGAACGCCGAUUAUUAUGGCCUCAUAGGUCUGGGCACUCCUCCACAAACAUUCAGAAUUAUAUUUGAUACGGGCAGCUCUAACCUAUGGGUGCCGUCACCAAAAUGUACAUCAUGUGCUUGUAUUGUGCACCGCAAAUACUAUUCAGCAAAAUCAUUUAUCUAUGUCAAAAAUGGUACAGCGUUUUUAAUUAAGUACGGCAUGGGUACAGCCAAAGGGUUUCUCAGCACCGAUAUGUUAACCAUAGGCACCGGUAAAGUACAUAACCAGACAUUUGCACAGAUGACUUCAGAACCGGGUCCGGCGUUUGUGCUGGGUGGUUUUGACGGCAUAAUGGGUAUGGCCUACCAACAGCUCUCGGUAGACAAUAUGGUCACACCGUUUCAAAACAUGAUAGCACAGGAAGUGGUGUCGGCAUAUCUGCCGAUCCUCCUUUGGAUUAUCCGU
This is a messenger RNA of Medioppia subpectinata, 668 nucleotides long. The record is from the annotation of a GenBank genome assembly. NCBI's taxonomy places the organism in Eukaryota, Metazoa, Arthropoda, Arachnida, Sarcoptiformes, Oppiidae.